CUUUGAGUUGAGAAAUUUUUAAUUUUUAAAGACGAGAAUGCCGGGAGAUUCCUCAACCGAACAUGAAACUGAAGAUGAUUCAGCUUUCAUCGAGAUCGACCCAACUGGAAGAUAUGGUCGGUAUGAUGAGAUGUUAGGAAAGGGGGCAUUCAAAACAGUCUAUAGAGCUUUUGAUGAAUUGGAAGGGAUUGAAGUAGCUUGGAAUCAAGUUCGGGUGGCUGACCUCUUGAAGAAUUCGGAGGACUUGGAACGUCUCUAUUCCGAAGUCCAUUUGCUCAAGACUCUGAAGCACAAGAGUAUAAUAAAGUUUUACAACUCAUGGGUUGACACCAAACACAAGAAUAUCAACUUCAUCACUGAGAUUUUCACUUCAGGAACAUUACGCCAGUACCGUAAGAAACACAAGCAUGUUGAUUUGAGAGCAUUGAAAAAUUGGUCAAGGCAGAUAUUGGAGGGCCUUCUCUAUCUCCACAGUCACGACCCGCCAGUUAUUCACCGGGACUUGAAGUGCGAUAAUAUUUUUGUUAAUGGAAACCAAGGUGAAGUGAAAAUUGGUGACCUUGGAUUGGCUGCCAUUCUUCGCCAGGCUUGCUCAGCUCACAGUGUCAUUGGGACUCCGGAGUUCAUGGCACCAGAACUUUAUGAGGAGGAAUAUAAUGAGCUUGUGGAUAUCUAUUCCUUUGGAAUGUGUUUGUUGGAGUUGGUGACCUUUGAAUAUCCUUAUGUUGAAUGCACCAAUGCAGCUCAGAUAUACAAGAAAGUGACAUCGGGAAUCAGGCCCGCAUCAUUGGUGAAGGUAAAGAACCCUGAAGUAAAACAAUUCAUAGAAAAAUGUAUUGCAGAUGUUUCUGAGAGGUUGUCUGCGAGAGAGCUUUUGAUGGAUCCUUUUCUACUAUCAGAUGAGGAGAAUGAAAUUGUUGUUCAAUCUUUACCAUCAACUCCCUCUCAGUCAGUUGUGAAAGAUGAAGCACCUGAAGAAAGCCGAGACUUUAUGGUGAAAAGUCAAAGAAAAGAUGUCAACACAAUAUUCCUAAAACUAGGCAUUGCUGAUUCUACAGGUCACGUUCGAAAUAUUCACUUUCCAUUUGAUAUUGAGGUGGAUACUGCAUUUAGUGUUGCUAGUGAAAUGGUUCAGGAGUUGGACUUGACAGACCAAGAUGUUACAACCAUUGCUGAGAUGAUUGAUGCCGAAAUCCGCGCCCAUAUCCCUGAGUGGACACCUAGAGAAAUUUCUGGAGAUAAUAUGCAUGGGGAGGUCGCAAUUUGUGAUAAUUGCGAGUCAGAAAGUAAAGAUGAGGUAUCCCCAUUGACGAGUGAGUCCAGCCUCUCUUCAGGUCGUUUAGUUCUGGAUCGACUUCCUUCAGGACGCAAAUACUGGUCAGAUACCCCCAAGGGACUUAGCGGAAGCCCUCAAGCUCGGCCUUCAUUUUCUAACUUGUCUUCUCAGAUAAAUUUGAAGACCAGUGAUGAGUUGGGUGAAGAUAUUGAGGAUUCAUUAUGCGAAGACAAAAGUGAAGGAGAUUAUCCAAAUGGCAUUGCUUCACCCAAACAGCAAGAAGAAACAUCACUUCUGAUUCCUGGAACUGAAUACAACUUGAAAACUGAACCACAUAAUGAAUCUUCAUUUGAUGAGAAUACGCAAGAAAAUAGGGAAGUUGAUGCUGCUCAUGUUAAUUCACGGUUGCCUGAUAAUCAAAAUGGGGGAAGCACUAGUGUGCAUCUACCAGUGGCGAAUUGUGAAGUGUUGAUGGAAGUGGAGUCAGAAGAUGUCAGAGUCGUUGUGGAGAAACUGGAGCACCUAUUGGUUAUGCAGCAAAAGGAGUUAUAUGAAUUAAAGAGAAAGCAUGAUUUAGCAAUAUCAAAUCUUGUAAAGAAAUUGCCUCCAGAAACUCGUAACAAAGUGUCAUCUAUUUAUCAUUCGAAAGUUUCUAAUUUCAGGGCACACAGUGAGUCUCAUGAGGUGGACAAUUUUCUAAAUGCAACCAUCUCCAACAAUUGUAUUGAGCAGGGCGAGAUUACGGGUAUGCCAGAAAGCUCAAACAAUGUUCACAUUGUUGGAAGAGUCAAGAGGCAGGAUUCUCUAUGAAAAGAUCAUGCUGGUGAAAAGGUUUCUAGAGAUAGGUCCAAUAUGUUGGAGGGAAAUUCUAGAUCUUUUGAUACGGGUAUUGCUGUCAUUUUGAGUGAUGCUUCCUCCUCAUAGUUCAGGUGAUCUCAUGCUCUGAGUAUUGGUUAACAAAUUCAGAUGAACUUGAGCAUGACAGGAGCAACUCCAUGACUGCAUGUUAUUCACACAAAUUCUAUGAUGCCUUAGAAGGCGGAUUCUGUCUGAUGUAGCCUACAGACAUCGUAAAAGUGUCAAUGGUUUAAAGAUCGGAUAGAGCUGAUCCGAUCCAACACAUGAUCCUAAGUUUGUCCAGACUAGAAAGAAAUUGGUUUCCUUUUCAUACUCUGGUUGGUUGACUUGUAUAUCCAUAGAUCAACUUGGCCCAUAAAUGGGUAGAAUGUACAAUGUACAGAAGGUUGUUUUUAUGCAAUUUGACUGCAUUUGGGGUUUCCAUCUU
Telopea speciosissima is the source of this 2561-nucleotide messenger RNA. RefSeq names its product probable serine/threonine-protein kinase WNK3. Lineage: Eukaryota; Viridiplantae; Streptophyta; Magnoliopsida; Proteales; Proteaceae. Gene Ontology annotation, cellular component: cytoplasm. Bases 38 to 2086 code for a protein of 682 amino acids. The record is from RefSeq and is a predicted model, not a curated record. The transcript has 8 exons. Gene Ontology annotation, biological process: intracellular signal transduction; protein phosphorylation. Gene Ontology annotation, molecular function: protein serine/threonine kinase activity; ATP binding.